Messenger RNA from Teleopsis dalmanni, 1304 nucleotides. RefSeq lists its product as uncharacterized. The transcript has 4 exons. The record is from RefSeq and is a predicted model, not a curated record. NCBI's taxonomy places the organism in Eukaryota, Metazoa, Arthropoda, Insecta, Diptera, Diopsidae. Bases 138 to 671 code for a protein of 177 amino acids.
UGAAAACUAAAUUCAUAGCAAGAACAACAUUAGCUUCAGAAAUUGGCACAAGACAAAUUGGUCAGGCGAAUGCAAAUGAUUGAAUAAUUUUCUUUUAGGAUCGCAGCAAUAAUUUUUGGGAACAAGAUGUGCCAGCAAUGGAUGAUACAAUAUUUAAAGAAAACUUCCGUUUUAGCAGAGAAUCUUUUAAAAAAAUUUGUGAAAAAGUUCAAACGAUAGCUAAAUCGGACACUAAUAUGCGAGCUUGCAUUGCUCUAAAGAAAAGAGUGGCUAUCGGUUUGUUUGCACUUGGUUCUUCUGCCGAAUAUAGGACAGUUGCUAAUUUAUUUGGUGUUGGAAGAAGUACUGUGGGUGAAAUUGUCUUAGAUUUUUGCAACGUAAUUUGUCAAAUAUUCAAUAAAUACAUAUCGUCAUACCCACCUACUAUUGUAGAAAUUAAGGAAACCGUAAACGACUUUUGCAAUCUUGGUUUCCCACAAUGUUUUGGAGCAGUUGAUGGCUGUCAUAUAGAGAUUCGCGGAGGGAAGAAGCCGUUGACUGUUAUAAUUACAAGGGUUGGUAUUCCGUGGUUUUGCUCGCAUGUUGCGAUCAUAGGUCAAAAUUUACCUAUAUUAAUAUUGGGUCUGCAGGAAGAAACAACGACUCAUAUAUCUUUGAAAGAAGUUCAUUGAAAAAAUUUCAUGAAUUCAGUGAUAUCUUCUCCCGACAAUCAAUGGUAAUAGGAGGCGUUCAGGUACCCGUCGUACUUAUUGGCGAUUCGGUGUUCCGUUUAUCGCGGUACAGUAUGAAACCAUACCCUUAUAAACUAAAUCAGCCAAAUAAAGAAAAAGACUUCAACUACUGACUUUCUAAAUGUCGUCGUGUGAUUGAAAAUGCGUUUGGUCAGUUGAAAGCACGGUUUCGCAAAGUAGGCAGAGGUUUUGAAGUAUCACCGGAAAAUGUUAACGUCAUCAUAAAAGCCUGUUGUAUGCUACAUAAUUUUUCAAAAAUAGAAAAUGAUGAUGUUAGGCACACAUGGGUAAGAGAUGCAAAAUCAGCAGCGUCUACAACACCUUCACAACCUAGAUACAUAACAAGAGCUGGUGAAAAUAAUGUGGAGGCGAAAGUUAUAAGAGAUGCCAUCGCAUUAAGUUUUCAAGAGCAAGAGGCUUCAUCGCUAUCAACCGGAGAAGCUACUGGUCUUUCUUCUGAAGGGAGCUCUCUAUUCUUUCAAUGUCCCAUGUUGUUGACAAUUGAUUCUCUACUGGGCUCUCAAGUAGACGACAUUCAGCAUAUGAGUCCUAAAAAAUAUUAUUAUAAUUAAA